Messenger RNA from Amphimedon queenslandica, 1402 nucleotides. Its product is annotated as beclin-1-like. Bases 64 to 1311 code for a protein of 415 amino acids. Gene Ontology annotation, biological process: cellular response to nitrogen starvation; late endosome to vacuole transport; mitophagy. The record is from RefSeq and is a predicted model, not a curated record. Gene Ontology annotation, cellular component: phagophore assembly site; phosphatidylinositol 3-kinase complex, class III, type I; phosphatidylinositol 3-kinase complex, class III, type II. The transcript has 2 exons. Gene Ontology annotation, molecular function: phosphatidylinositol 3-kinase binding; protein-macromolecule adaptor activity. Lineage: Eukaryota; Metazoa; Porifera; Demospongiae; Haplosclerida; Niphatidae.
ACAUUGCUACUGCGCAUGCCCAGGACAUAGGGGUGUGGCUAGGCUCAAAGGAGGAGCUAGAAAAUGGCUACUUCAGAGAAGGCUCGAGAUAAAGAAGGAAUGCUUGUUACUGUGGUUUGCCAGAGAUGCUCUACCCCAAUACGUCUUCAUAACACACUGCAAUCAUCAGAGCUGGUCAAAGCGGCCACUAACCUCACCAAGAAAACGAACAAACAAGUUAAAGAACUAUCCCCAGCUCCUUACUCUACUCCAAAGAAUGAGUUAGAGUCAAUAUCAAACGACGUGGCAGUGGUCACUGAUUGUUUCAGGUCCCUCUCAGAGCAGAGCGACAUUGAUCAUCCUCUCUGCUCCUCCUGCCCUGAAUCAACCAUGGACUACUACAAAGAGGAGAUUAGACUGGCUGAAGAAGCUGUUGAUAAUUACCGUCGGUUCCUGGAAGACCUAGUCACUUCUUCUUCAAAUACUGAGGACAUUGAUAAACUUGAGCAGGAGCUGGUUGACCUCCAGCGAGAAGAAGAGUCCUUAACUAUAGAAUUAUCAGGAGUACAGGAUGGAUUAGUUAAGAUAGAGGAUCAGUUAAAGAAAGAGAAGGAGAGAGGGACACGUCUUGAUAAAGAAGAGAGAGAGUUUUGGGAGUCUUUUAAUGAGCAUCAGCUCCAGCAGUUGGAUCUGAGGGAUCAGUCCUUCGGAGUUGAGCUACAGCUCCAGUAUACCAGGGACCAACUGGGACGACUAAAAAGGAAAUCAGUUCUUAAUACGGCAUUCUACAUAUCGCACAACGGCCAUUUUGCUACAAUUAAUGGACUGCGGUUCGGUAAAUUACCCAGUAUACCGGUGGAAUGGUCCGAAAUUAAUGCUGCCUGGGGCCAAGCCACUCUUCUGCUGUACACCCUAGCCAACGUGUGUGGAGUCUCCUUCAAGAGAUACAAACUAAGGCCUUAUGGGAGUCAGUCUUUUGUCCAGGACGACGAGGGAAAGAAGAAAUACUUACCACUUCAUACCAGCUCUCGUAUUUUUGCUGACUCCAAAUACGACCUAGGGAUGGUGGCGUUUCUGGACUGUCUGAAUCAGUUUAAGGCUCACAUUAGUCGAAUAUCAGAAGGGAAGUUCACCUUACCUUAUUAUAUAGAGAAAGAAAGGAUCGGUGAUGGAGAUGAAUAUUACUCGAUAAAAGUACAGUUCAACACGGAGGAGAGGUGGACCAAGGCUUUAAAGUUCACCCUGACUAAUAUUCGCUGGGCUAUGACCUGGGUCUCUGCUAAUGUCCUUGACAGUGAAAGGAGAGACAGCUCUUCUAACACUAUACAAUAAGAACUGCUCCUAGUUUUAAUUCAUUCUUGUAAUUAUUGUUGUAUAUUUCAGCUGAUUUACUUUAAAAAGAUAUUGAGUUUUGAAUUUUAAA